GUUUUGAUGAUUUUUUCCACUCACGCGUAUUCUCGCAGCGCGUUUUGUUUGUCCUAACCCGGCCACUGUAGUUGAUGCGUCAGCGGCGUUUAAGAUGGCGGCCACCUUGACGAGAGGUUUGCCCGGUUUGCUGAGAGCCCUGUCGGUUUCAUGCAGACACAGUCUCUCUCCUGCGGUCAGACUCACCCAGACAGCUCGUUUCUCCGCUGUAGUGCAGAGACAUGUGUCCAGACCCCUGGCUGACCCCCCACAUCAGACCGGCCUGCUGAAAAGAGUAACGCCCCUCGUCCCUUCACUGAAGCUCCAGCCGGUCAGGAACUUAACAUACUACAGUCUGAGGAAAGGCAAGAGGAAGUCUGUGAAGUCGGUUGUUCAGCGGUUUCUCAGGCUGCACUGUGGCCUGUGGGUGAGGAGAAAGGCAGGAUAUAAGAAAAAGUUGUGGAAGAAGUCAGCAGCCCGCAAGAAGCGCCUCAGAGAACAUGUAUUCUGUAAUAAAACUCAAAGUAAAUUGCUGGACAAAAUGACAACAUCCUAUUGGAAAAGAAGAAACUGGUUCCUCAACGACCCGUUCCAGAAAUACCAUGAUAGAGUGAAUCUGAAAGUGUAAAACCCUCCUAACUUUAAUCCGUUCAUGAGACAUAAAGUGUGUAAUAAAUUGACAAUUUAAAAACA
Molecule: messenger RNA, 672 nt
Organism: Carassius gibelio (silver crucian carp)
Lineage: Eukaryota; Metazoa; Chordata; Actinopteri; Cypriniformes; Cyprinidae
Gene: mrpl35
Product: mitochondrial ribosomal protein L35
Exons: 4
Coding region: 95-607 (170 amino acids)
Biological process (GO): translation
Cellular component (GO): ribosome; mitochondrion
Molecular function (GO): structural constituent of ribosome
Source: RefSeq, a predicted model, not a curated record